UGAAACCAUGUUUUAUCCUUACCAAUGGUUUUCAGAAUCCUUAAAACGCAUUUCUAUAGCUAGUGCUAUUCAUCUUGCAAAGACUUUGUUUCGUCCUCCAUCCUCAAGUUUUUGCGAAAGCCCUCUUCCAUUCCCUUUUUCGUAAAUAUACAUGUUUUUUUUUGUUCAUUAGUUUUAUUAGCGAGGUUUUUAUCCUAGAAUAGGAUUUGGUUCUACUUCUCUUUCGGUGUUGUUGUAUACUUGGAAGAAAAUUCAUGAUAUCCUUCAGAAAUGGAGACGUAUAAUGAGGAUAUUCCUAUGCCAGACGCAGGAGCAGAAAAUUUAGGUGGAUUUGCUCCAUUAAAGCAGAAAACAGAAAUUAACUUGAAAGGACGAACUAAGAUGGAUAAUCAAAACGAGUUGAUCGAUAUAUCUAUGUCGCCUGAAGAAAAAAAGCCUUUAAAAAAAACAAUGUCAAAAAGAAAACUGCGGAAGCCAAAAAACAUGUUGGUAUUCCAGGGAAAAGAAAAUGCUGAAAAGCCAUUGAGAAGGAAGUCCAAUACUUCUUCUCAACUAAUCCGGAAAGAACAUGCAGAUGCCAGUCUUUCUACAGACUGGGUACAUGUACAUCGUGACAUUCCCAUCGUAGUCAGUGGAUAUUUGCAGCUGUUGUUUAAUGUUUGUAUUAUUUCGAUUGUUCUUUAUUUCUUAUUUUCACUGGUAUUUACCAUACAAGGUGAUAUACGAAACUAUAUAACUUCAGAACGACAGCUCCUUGCAUACACAGCGAUGGGGUGCCAGAGAGACUAUAACAAGUACGAAUGUGACAGUCCAAGUAAAGCCAUCAGUGAUGUUUGUGAUGAUUUACGGGUCUGUAUUUUGCGGAAAACAAGCAACACAAGGCUAGUAGCCAAAAUUCUGGCUGAAAUCAUAGAUACAUUUGUCACUCAUAUAUCCUAUAAGACCAUGAUUUUUUCGUUAGUGCUGGUUUUUGGAAGCUUGAUUGCCUCCAACUACGCUUUCGGGCUUUUUCGAGCUAAGCACUCUCAAAAUCUGCCUACUUAUGCCACGAGUGCAAUACCUGCUAUGAUCUCUAGUAACCGCUUGCUAGAACAAGGGCCCAACGAUAAUGGUAAUCAGAACCUAUUGAACAUACAGUCCGAAGAAGGAAAGUAGAGGAUGGUUUACUUUUCUCUAUAAUUUUCGUCUUGUCCAUGGUUUAUUCUCUAGUCCAAUGGGCUUUAUCUGAAAAUGAUUGUAUCUGUAUCCAUGUUUGCUAUCCUUUUCCAAACUAUUUUGUAUCCUGUUAAUCUACGCUGAUUAUUUUUCCUCUCUCGUUUACACUUUUGUUUUAUUAUUAUUAUUAUAGUCUUUCAUUAAUGAAUAUCUAUUUCUGCCGUCCUCCUGUUAUUCUUCAAUGAUUAAAAUUGUGAAACAAACAAUCGU
Messenger RNA from Schizosaccharomyces cryophilus OY26, 1425 nucleotides. Its product is annotated as nuclear envelope protein Brr6/Brl1. Gene Ontology annotation, biological process: lipid homeostasis; nuclear envelope organization. Gene Ontology annotation, cellular component: nuclear membrane; nuclear envelope. The record is from RefSeq and is a predicted model, not a curated record. Bases 271 to 1155 code for a protein of 294 amino acids. Lineage: Eukaryota; Fungi; Ascomycota; Schizosaccharomycetes; Schizosaccharomycetales; Schizosaccharomycetaceae. The transcript is spliced from 2 exons.